Erpetoichthys calabaricus (reedfish) is the source of this 2161-nucleotide messenger RNA. It is a transcript of the gene trhr2, whose product is annotated as thyrotropin releasing hormone receptor 2. Bases 358 to 1587 code for a protein of 409 amino acids. The transcript is spliced from 4 exons. Gene Ontology annotation, cellular component: membrane. The record is from RefSeq and is a predicted model, not a curated record. NCBI's taxonomy places the organism in Eukaryota, Metazoa, Chordata, Cladistia, Polypteriformes, Polypteridae. Gene Ontology annotation, biological process: phospholipase C-activating G protein-coupled receptor signaling pathway. Gene Ontology annotation, molecular function: thyrotropin-releasing hormone receptor activity.
UCCACCAGCGAGAUGCGAGAGAGGGUUACAAAGGAGAUUUUUACUUAGAAAAAGGGAACUGACACUCGUUGCAUUCAGUACCUGGAAAGCAGAACCAGUAAAAACCUAGGCAUCCCUGUCUGUUCAGAGGUUCGCGAAUAAAAUAAAGAAGAGCAACAUUCACCUUCCUACAUUUCAGACUAGCUCAUGAUGGGGAUUUAAGGGAUAAUGAAACACACCAGCUCUACAUUUGGAGAUUCAAAAGGAAGCAAUAAAUGUAGAAGACAACUGGAAAGAGGAACAUGAACAACUCUGACCCCACUGCAGAUAUGAAACAGUAUUAAAUAUUCUUUCCAUUUCUUUAAGAAAAAAAUAAAGAUGGAUAACAGCAGUAAAUUUGAAACACCAACCAACAUAUCACUGAUUAACAGUGCAGACCUUGUGUUCAGGUCAAUAGAAUAUAAAACAGUCUCUGUGUUUUUGGUUUUGGUGAUAUGUGGAAUGGGCAUUAUCGGAAACAUAAUGGUGGUCCUAGUGGUUUUGACUACUCGCCAUAUGAGGACCCCCACCAACUGCUAUCUUGUAAGUUUGGCUGUGGCAGAUCUCAUGGUUUUGGUGGCAGCAGGGCUACCUAACGUCUCUGAGAGUUUAGCAGGAACCUGGAUUUAUGGGCAUGCUGGCUGCCUUGGCAUUACCUACUUUCAGUACCUUGGAAUAAAUGUAUCCUCCUGCUCAAUCACAGCUUUUACAGUUGAAAGGUACAUAGCUAUCUGUCAUCCAAUGCGGGCUCAAACUGUGUGCACCGUGUCCAGAGCCAAACGAAUCAUCGCCUUUGUCUGGGUGGUGACAUCAGUCUACUGCAUGUUAUGGUUUUUCCUGGUGGACAUCAACAUAAACAAAAACAUGAAUGUGGAAUGUGGCUACAAAGUGUCUCGAGAUCUCUACCUGCCCAUUUAUCUCAUUGAUUUUGCUAUCUUUUAUGUGACCCCAUUACUUGGGGCAAUUGUAUUAUACGGACUUAUUGCCAGGAUCCUGUUCCUUGGUCCUAUUCCUAAUCGAGCUGAUACCAACACCACAGAGCGCUGGAAAGAUAAAAGUGUAAAGGAAAAAAGCAGAAUGGAUUCAGAAAGCAGCAAAGGCAGCAAUCGACCUCGAACCAAAGGAGCUCUUUCUUCAAGGAAACAGGUUACAAAAAUGCUAGCAGUGGUGGUGAUCCUUUUUGCUUUACUGUGGAUGCCCUAUCGAACGCUGGUACUAGUAAACUCAUUCAUUGAAAAGCCCUACCUGAAUGCCUGGUUUCUAUUGUUUUGCCGACUGUGUAUAUAUACUAAUAGUGCCAUCAACCCUGUUGUAUAUAACCUGAUGUCCCAGAAAUUUAGAUUUGCUUUUAAAAAACUUUGCAAAUGUAAAGAGGAGGAAAGUCAAAGGCGAACCAUUUAUUUGGCUCCAACGAAUUACAGCAUGGUUCGUGAUGGAGUCACAGCAAGCUCUGAGGUAAACGGAACAAAAGCAGGACAGACCCAGGGACGACAGACAAAAGGUGGACAUCUCCCAAAGAUGCAAACUGUGGUCAAGAAAGAUGAUGAGAUUUACUUUAGUGUAGUUUAACCUUUCCACCGUAGAGACUUGUAUUCUAGCUUUUUAAACUGUGGUCAAAAAGCAAGAAUUAUUGGUUCUAAAGCAUGGCAAGAGGUUAAUAUAGCUCUCAAAGAUCUGAAAAUGAUUAAGAAGGCUGAAGAUGUGGUUUUGUUUUUGGCAUUAAAUAUUUAUUUCUUCUUGAGCAAUCUGUAACUUGUAAAGCUGCUUUAAACAUAAGCAAGAUUUUUUUGGAAUUAUAGUUGCCAUCCAAACACAAAGUGACACCAGAACAUUUUAUAUUUGGAUAUUAGAAAUUCUUGUUAAGCAAAAACUGCUAAUUUUCACAUAUUAAAGGAAAGGGAUGUUAAGAAUAUGCCAUUUUUAAACCUAUUGAUUUUUCUGUAAUGGCAUCCCAUCUCGUGAUAAGAUCCUGCCUGACUUCCACUGAUGUCUAGAUCAGUGCUGGCUUCUGGUGGAAAUAAAGCAGGCACAGAAAAUACAUGGAUGGUAGAAUGUAUAACUUAGAAGAUAGCAUUCAUUUCAUUGAUGGUAUGUAUUUUAUAAUUUUUUUUAUUACAGAAUAUUUUUGUUUUAUUUUAUUUCA